UGGACAGGAGUAUUAAUCAGCGAGUGAUUUUUGUAAGGAAGACAUUAUGACUGACUCAGCACCCCCACCCUAUCCUGGAAACCCUACCAAAGGACCAGAGCCUGGAUACCCACCACCUGGUCAAGCACCACCAAUGCAAGGAUACAGUCAGCCAUAUGGACAACCAGCACAGCCUGGAGGGUACCCACAGCAACCUUAUGGACAACCAGCAUAUGGACAGUAUGCAGGAUACGGCCAGCCACAGGGGUAUGGACAGACCACCGUUGUGGUGGCUCAGCCCGCCUUGACCAUGGUCCAGCAGUUCCGUGAGACCCCGGUCCACACCAGAUGUCCCCACUGUCAAGCUGAGGUUGUCACGGCCACCUCCUAUGAAACAGGAACAUUUGCUUGGAUCAUUUGCCUGGUUUUGUGCCUAGUUGGGUGCGAUCUAGGAUGCUGUUUCAUUCCUUUCUGUGUCGAUGGCUGUAAAGACGUGACCCACAGCUGCCCAAAUUGUCGCCAGGUUGUUGGCAGAUACAAUCGGAUGUAACUGGUCUCUUGAUAACAGGAUGAAGACAAAAGAGGAGAAGAUCGACACAUGGCACAAACUUUAUCAAACCAAGUUUGUUAAACAAUCUGUUAUUGUUUAAAGUGAUAUUGUUGUCGUAAAGUUUCUUAUAUUGUAAAAUCUUGCUUUUAGGGCUUGUUUUAUUCAUUUUAAUCUAACUUCUAUAUGUAUAUUGCAAUGGUUGUUUUAAAUUUUAACAGCAAAGUAGAUUUUAGAAUAUGCAUAUAUUAUGCUUAUUUUUAACAUACCGGUAAAUGUAGUGAUUAACUUUUGAAUUUUAAUCUAAAUGUGAUAAAUAAAAAGUCCCACAAGAACUCUGCUGGGAAUUUUCACUUUAUUUUAUGCAUGUAGGUCCUGUACAAACACCAAGCAAUUUCUUCGAAUGUAUAUUUGGCUUUCUUUUUUUUUUCUUUUUUGCAAAUUCGUUACUGUCUUUUCAAGUUUCAUCACUAGCUAGUUUUAUGUUGUUAUUCAUAUCAUUUUAAUUUUUGUUAAUAAAAGAUGAAUUUGAAAAAUCAGUAAAUCUGCUACAAUCUACAAAUGUGUAAUUUAUUGUAAUAGAUCGAUGUAUUAUAUUUGAAAUCCACAAUUUUUCAUUUUAGAACCAAAUGUAUAUUCCAUGAUAUAUUUUUAGUGUAACCUUAUAAAGAUUUUAGAUACAUUAAUUACAUUAAGGUCAACUAAGGUCUUUUUGCCACUUCAGAAUAUUGACCAUCAAUGUACGUAACCUUUACAUGGUAGAUUAGGCUUUCCUGAGGUUAUUUGGAAUUUCGUAUACAUGUGAUAAUAAGCAAAUUGCUUCCUCAUUGUUUAGGUGAUCAGGAAUUUUUUUCCUUAACCCCCAUGCUAUAAUAAAUAUACUUAUAUAAUAUUUGGCAUUAAAUAUUUUCAGAUUUCAGAUACAUGCAUUGUAGAUUGUAAAAAAAAAAUGUGUGUGAACUUUUCAUUUGACAGAAGAAGAAUCGAUGCUCUGUUAUCCUGUGUUGCUUCUUAACCAAAAUUCACGUAGCUUCUAAUUCCAUACACUCAAAUGACCAUUUCUUCUUGACACUGAUAAACUUUGAUUCCAUCACUAGUUGAAUGUUUCACUUUCAGUUUUACUCUUGGUGUUGGAAAUAUAUUCUCAUACAGUGUUUUAUCUCAGUGUUAAUUUUUAUAUGUGAAAGUGUUAUUAAAAACAUGAACCAUU
Saccostrea echinata is the source of this 1736-nucleotide messenger RNA. RefSeq names its product cell death-inducing p53-target protein 1-like. The coding region runs from base 47 to 529 and encodes 160 amino acids. Lineage: Eukaryota; Metazoa; Mollusca; Bivalvia; Ostreida; Ostreidae. Gene Ontology annotation, molecular function: zinc ion binding. The transcript has 8 exons. The record is from RefSeq and is a predicted model, not a curated record.